Molecule: messenger RNA, 373 nt
Organism: Nothobranchius furzeri (turquoise killifish)
Lineage: Eukaryota; Metazoa; Chordata; Actinopteri; Cyprinodontiformes; Nothobranchiidae
Gene: rps29
Product: ribosomal protein S29
Biological process (GO): translation
Cellular component (GO): cytosolic small ribosomal subunit; ribosome
Molecular function (GO): structural constituent of ribosome; zinc ion binding
Source: RefSeq, a predicted model, not a curated record
UAGUUCUUACCGGAAAUUGAGCCUAUGCAAACGUCAUUUGCGCAUGCGCGUACGUCUUUUCCUCCUUUCCGACACUCGAGCGAAAAGAGGCAAGAUGGGCCAUCAGCAGCUCUACUGGAGUCACCCUAGAAAGUUCGGCCAGGGAUCCCGCUCCUGCCGAGUGUGCUCAAAUAGACACGGACUGAUCCGUAAAUACGGACUCAACAUGUGCCGCCAGUGCUUCCGGCAAUACGCCAAAGACAUCGGCUUCAUUAAGCUGGAUUAAAUGACUCACAUUGACAUCCUCUGAUCGGGUCAUGGCGUCAUUAGAAGGCUGACCAAGAUGGGAAAAAAUUAAACACUUCAAAUAAAUGUGUUGUUUUUUUUGUCCAGA